CGUGAUUAGGGGGGUUCUUUCCCUGUGCUGUGGGCCAUUCAACGACCCAUGUGCUCGCAAUGACACGAAACCACGUGCUUGCAACGCCGCGGGGGCAUCUAUAAAUACGACUGCUCGCCGUUCUCUUGUUCUUGCCUACUCCGCUUCGGAAUGGCGCAGGUCUGCCAUCGAGCUGCCAUCGGCAAUGACGAUCGUCGCUGUGAAUUUUGCAGCAAACUAUUCACGCAGAGGAAGAACAUACUGCAACACAUCAGGAACAUCCACAAAGUGGCCAUGGAUGUCAAGAAAUUAGUGAAAUGCGACGUAUGUGGCACCGCCGUGCCUACAAUGGAGAAGUAUUCGGAGCACCACAUCGCUGCUCACAACUUCGACGCUGAGUACGCGCACAUGGCGUUCCGGAACGAUAAGGAAUUUCAUGGAUGGAAAGCAGAAGAAGAGGCUAGCCAGAACUGCUGGUUGCAGAAGCCACAUCCUGAUAGAGGCCGAAAUCAAAAAUGCAUGUGUACUUCGGUAUAGCCGCACAUUGAAGAUCCCAGGUCGCAGAGAUUCAUCCGUAGCCCUCGCUCCCAUUUCAGCAUCUCUUGUAGCCGUUGCCCUAAAUUUUUUACUGCGAUUUAAGAGUAAUGUUUGUGCUGUAACCUUGUACCCCUCUUAUUCAAGCUAAAUAAUGUGCAUGCAAAAUUAUCUCUAUUUCUCUACACCAUAGUGCCCAUAGCUGGGUUUUGAUUUUUGACGUGUCUGCGUGUGCUAUAGCAAGGAUUUUCAACCAUCACUCACAGAAGAAAAAAAUUGUCAAGGAACCAAGAAAUGGUGUGUAGCAGUUCCUUUAAUUCGGUGACAAAUUUUGCAUUGUUUAACCGUGUGUUAGCAACAUUGUGUUACCUUACUGCUUUGGAACUUUAUGGUUUUGUUCAAGCAAGAUGUACUUUGAAUAUUCUGCAAAUUCAUUCUGUCUGCACUUGUUACAAUAAAAUUUUAGAAAUGUACGAAUCCAGUGUGAUGGUUGCAUUGAAAGCUGCAAUAUGCUGAUUUCAGUUUCACGUUUCAAUUUUCUCAGAGCCCCAAAGAAAGCACCUUCGCUUAUAUAAUUUCCACAGUUCGUCGGAUCUGCAUUUUUUUAGAUCUUGUCUGCA
Dermacentor silvarum is the source of this 1133-nucleotide messenger RNA. RefSeq lists its product as uncharacterized. Lineage: Eukaryota; Metazoa; Arthropoda; Arachnida; Ixodida; Ixodidae. The transcript is spliced from 3 exons. Bases 151 to 516 code for a protein of 121 amino acids. The record is from RefSeq and is a predicted model, not a curated record.